Notolabrus celidotus (New Zealand spotty) is the source of this 4547-nucleotide messenger RNA. RefSeq names its product solute carrier family 25 member 36-A-like. NCBI's taxonomy places the organism in Eukaryota, Metazoa, Chordata, Actinopteri, Labriformes, Labridae. Gene Ontology annotation, cellular component: mitochondrion. Gene Ontology annotation, molecular function: pyrimidine nucleotide transmembrane transporter activity. The record is from RefSeq and is a predicted model, not a curated record. Gene Ontology annotation, biological process: pyrimidine nucleotide import into mitochondrion. The coding region runs from base 404 to 1471 and encodes 355 amino acids. The transcript has 7 exons.
UGCGACCUGACCCCCUGGGCUCUCAGAGACGAGACGCACGUCAACGUGAAUGGGGCCAAAGAGUCUACACUGGGGCUGCUAAUAAUACAGCAAACCUGGAUUUACUCACAGAUAUUUAAGACACACACUCUCAGCAUGUUGAAGAUAUAUCCUGCAUCUGAAAGAGACGCAAACCUGUCGCUGUGACGUCGACCUUUACCUACGGAAAGCCGUUAGCUCUGUUAGCUAACGCACAUUAGCUGUGUUAGCUAGGUUUCUCUUCACGCAGCUGACCUCCACCACAACACACACGGACUGAGGAUCCUUUACAAGCUAGGCUGGGGUCGUCCCCCCUCUGUUUCUCUGUCCACAACCAUUGUCCCUGUGUGGGUGCCCCGUGGACGGUUCUCGAAUAUGAUCCAUCAUGAGUCAAAGAGAUACCUUAGUUCAUCUGUUUGCUGGAGGAUGUGGGGGCACAGUAGGAGCCAUAUUGACGUGUCCACUGGAAGUCGUGAAGACCCGUCUGCAGUCGUCCUCCAUCACCCUCUAUGUAUCUGAGGUUCAACUCAGUACUGUCAAUGGGACGAGUGUGGCCCGAAUGUCUCCACCCGGCCCCCUGCACUGCCUCAAGUUGAUCUUGGAGAAAGAAGGACCUCGUUCUCUCUUCAGGGGCUUGGGGCCGAACUUGGUGGGCGUGGCACCUUCCAGAGCAAUCUACUUUGCUGCGUACUCCACGGCCAAAGAGAGACUGAACGGUGUGUUUGAACCUGAUUCCACACAGGUACACAUGUUGUCGGCUGGAAUGGCAGGUUUUACAGCCAUCACAGCAACAAAUCCAAUAUGGCUGAUAAAGACCCGUCUACAGCUGGAUGCAAGGAACCGAGGCGAGCGAAGGCUGAGUGCGUUUGAUUGUGUGAAGCGUGUGUAUCAGGCGGACGGCCUGAGAGGCUUCUAUAGGGGUAUGUCUGCGUCCUACGCUGGUAUCUCAGAGACUGUGAUCCACUUUGUGAUCUAUGAAAACAUCAAACGGCGCCUCUUGGAGGCCAAGGCACCGCAGAACAUGGACGAGGAGGAGGACACGUCCCGAGACCCUUCAGACUUUGUGGGGAUGAUGCUCGCUGCUGCCACCUCCAAGACCUGCGCCACAUCCAUCGCUUAUCCCCAUGAAGUGAUUCGCACCAGGCUACGUGAGGAGGGCACCAAGUAUAACUCCUUCUUCCAGACUCUAAGAACAGUGCCCAAAGAGGAGGGCUACCGCGCCCUGUACCGCGGCCUCACCACCCACCUGGUACGACAGAUCCCCAACACCGCCAUCAUGAUGUGCACCUACGAGCUGGUGGUCUACCUCCUGAACGGUUUAAACCGCCCUCGCCUGGCCCUGCUGACUCUUUAUGUUACCCUGCCCUUGUUCGGACACCGAAAGAGAAGAAUGAGAGCGCACCAGCCAGCACCGCAACCUGCUCACUUGAGGAAGGCAGAGACUGCACGAUGACCUUUUCUCAAGACUAGAGUGGUUGUUAAAGAUGAGUUGGCUGUUUUGUUAUUAACCAAAGGGUCCUGCACAGAGAGGAGGAUUGAAAAGUUCCUGACUUUGGUUUGGGGAUCAGGAGUGGCCCAGAAAUGGUUGCCCUAUUUUCAAUUUAAUUCCAUCCUUUUCUCCCUCGGGUUACUCGUGUGUCUGCUUCUGAUCGCUCAGAUUUAGAGUGCUGAAGACAGAACCUAAAACACAGUAUACUCUGCGUCUAACAAUACUAAUAAUUAAACAGAAAUACGAUGAUUCCAAUCCCCACUACCAAGUGGAUAGAAGUACCCCUCCCAGCUUUCAGCUUUGCUGUCAGGCUGAAGAUCAGUUUUGAGAAUCUUUUAAUAGUAUCGUGCAGUAUCCCCUGCAUCACUCUCCAGGACCAGAAUGCAAAUAAGCCCGAGUUAGCAACACGCUGAAGUAUCUUAUGAGGGCUCUGAAGUCAGCGAGAAGGAAUCAGUGCUUGAGGCUUGUUCAGCGAGAAGGAGUGAAGGAAAGGGUGGAGACAGAGAGGAAUGUGCCUUGUGUGAAAAUGUGAUGCAGACUAAAGGCUGAUUUAUACUUCUUCGUCGCCCCUACACAGCAGGGGCUGACGCAGACAUGAGCACCGCGUACUUGUGCGUCGAUGUGUCCGUGUCAUGCAGCAAUUUUCCACCAAAACACUUGAGGGCAGUGCGGUCUCUCUGCUUCCGGCCCCGCUACAAUCUCUGUUUACUUUUCCACAGUGACCUCAGAGCGUGUUAUGUUAAUCUACAGCUGAUACAUGUUGCUGUUUAUCAUACAGACAUGAUUACAUGAAGAAUAGAGAGGAGGAGAUGAAAUACAGGGGCCGAUGUCCGGGAUCCCAGAAGUGCUGUAAAUGCGGUAAACACGAUGCUGCCAAUCACAGGGCUUGCGGUCCGCGUCGAUUCUAUGGGUCGUUUAAUUUUGGAGGAGGUGCACGCUAAGCGGGUCCCCAGCGUAGAAUACACCGUCGAUUCGACACAGAAGUAUAAAUCAGCCUUAAGAUGCACAGUGGCUGCAUGAGGAAGAGGAGCUCAGUUUGACCCGUCACAACGAUGGGUGUGGAUACAAAGAGUCAUGCACUGUAACUGCGUGAGUACCGGUGCCCUCAGUCAACCUUUAACAUAUCGGGAGCAUAAACACAAUCACUGUAACAUUUUCAGCUCCCCCAGGUGGAGUCAGGAAGUCCACAUAAUGCAGGAGUGUUCAUGCAUUAACACUAAAUCUACCAGAGUGAUAUCUGCUAACUUAUUCUCAAUAACAAAUAUCAACCUGAACCCGUUUGUGAAAACUAAACCAGAGUAUAACCCACGAUCUCUAACUACUGGAAUGUAUAUAAAGAAUAGAAGCCUCUGUAUAACACUGACCUAUGUUGUGAAUUGAGAGUAAACAUGAUUAACAAAUUUUAACAGAUAGUUAUAUUAUAAAUAGAUAUCUUUAAAAAAAACUACAAAACGUGAUUGUGCUGCAUUUGUCUGCCCUGUAACAGCAAAUGCAAACAUGUCGUGCGUCCUCUCAAAGGAGAGGAGAUUUGCCUUUUCGUUGUAACUUUCUCAAACAAAGCUGUCGUUCUUAAAGCACUUUUCAAUGUCUCUCUCUCUCUCUUUCUCUCUCUGUCUCUGAAAUGUUCAUCUCGUUCUCUUCCCUCAGUUUGAGAAUCCAGGCCUAGUUUUACGGCGAGGACAAUCCUCUUGAGUUUACUCUGGAAACUUGAGCUCGAGUUCAGCCAGUGUGUGAAGGAAGUUGUCAGAAAUAUGCUCUUCAUCGACGCAUGAUAAUAAAAUGCGACGGUAAUAAAAGAAACACAAAAGUAAUUAUUUUGCUGAUUACCUCUCCUUGUUGUCUGAGAAACAAAAUAACUGCAUUUUCAACCAGUUUAAAAAUGAACCAUCUGUGUUUCUGUACUCUUGGAUGUCUUUUGUCUCAGUAUUGAAGGUUUGUGCGCUCUGCUUUGAAUUGUUUUCUCUUGUUUUCAGUAUCUGUCAUUUUUUCUAACAAUAUAAAGACAAAAACAGUGUUUUGCUCUCACCUCAUUGAUCUUAGGAACCAUAGAGGUAACGCCUCCUCUGUAAUUGCACAUCACAAAAAGUAGCCUGACGAUAAUUGUGUGCAAUUUCACCGCAAACUGCAAACCUGAAAGGCAUCGCUUCGCCCCACGUCGCUGACACACAUGAUCAUGUCGCAGCAAGAGCUGUUGCCUUAUUGCAAAGUAUUUGCAGAGUGCAACGGCGUUGCUGUAUUCAGCAUCCGUGAUGAGACGCAGUUUGGGAUGUAAGAUUACAGCUGAACUUUGCUUGCAUUCAUCACCAGGUGCUGUUGAACUUGACAUCGCAGAAGUGAGUGUGUCAUCCCUGAGCAGCAGCCUCAGGUGCUUCUUCUUCGCUCGAUUAUUGAAGUGAUCCUCAAUGUGAACACCCUCCGUUUUACAACUGCUUCAAGGAUGCAGUAGAUUAGUUUAAAUCUGCUCACACAUCAACGCCACAAUACUUAUGUAACAGUAACGGGACUUUCUGUUAUUUUGCUUGUUUCACUUCCUUGAUUUUUCAAACAGGACGGACGUCUAUGCAUGUAGUGUGGGUUGAUAGUAGAAGGUCAUUUCACCCAUUUAAAGAACAACACAUAUGUUCUUCAUUAAGGUAAAAUCACCUUUAACUCUAUGGGUUAUGCAUCUCUCACGUCUAUCAUACGAUGCCUCUCUCUCUGCAUCCUGUGAUUCUCUUGCACCAAACAUGUUUGCAUUGUGUGCCAGUAUGUGUUGUGUUCAUGUUUAGAAGUUUGCCUAAAUGACAGUCGUCACUCGUCGGUUGUGUCCUGCGUGAAAGAGUCCAUAAGAGUACGUGUGCACUCGAUGUAGAGGAUAGCUGCAAACAGUAUUGUUAUUAAUCUUUUAAAUGAAUUGUUGCCUUUUCCUGAAACCCUGUGUCUUUUGUUAUUUUUUCCCCAUGUUGUCAUUGAUGAGCCCGCUGUGAGUGGGGCUCGUCUAUGCAUUCUCUCAUACCUGUUUUGUAAAACAAAAAGCCAAUAAAAUGGAAAGAGUGCAAGA